AUAUUGUACAUCUUGACGUUCGAUCUGAAUCGAACCAUCCCCAAUUCGAAUUCUGCAAACCCUAAUCGACACAAUUAACACAUUUUUUUUGUAUAAUCUCAUGAAACAAUGGGAGCAGCAGUCUCAGUGAAACCAUUAUUCCUCGUCAUUUUCACUUUCUCCGUGUUAAUUGCUGUCAUUUUACUCUCUCCUUCAACCAAGACGCCGUUUUCUCCCAACUCAGUUUCCCCAUCUUCAGAUUCAUCGUUAGGGAAAGUAUUGGGUGGUAUAUGGAGUGUUAAAAGGGUGGUGGAGUGGAGACCUUGUAAAUGGUGGCUUCAAGGCCAUCUCACAGCUCUGCCAGUGAAAAAUAAUGGAUAUAUUCGAGUGGAUUGCUAUGGUGGCCUCAAUCAGAUGAGAAGAGAUUUUUGUGAUGGUGUUGGUAUAGCCCGAUUGUUAAAUGCAACUCUAGUUUUGCCGAAGUUUGAAGUGGCUUCAUACUGGAAUGAAUCUAGCGGCUUUGCAGAUAUAUUCGAUGUAGAUUACUUCAUUCAACAGAUAAUUGGUUUUGUUAAAGUCGUUAAAGAAUUGCCACCAGAAAUCGCAUCAAAAGAACCAUUUCGUGUAGACACUAGCAAACGCAAAGGUCAAUUUGAUUACAUUGAAAGUGUCCUUCCCUCCCUAUUGGAGCACCAGUAUAUUUCUCUCACGCCGGCAAUGAGCCAAAGAAGGGACAGGUAUCCUCAGUAUGCAAAAGCUGCUCUUUGUCAAGCUUGUUAUAGUGCAUUGCGUCUUACACAAUCUUUAGAAAAGAAGGCUAAAGAACUUCUGGAAGCUAUACCGAAACCCUUCCUUUCACUCCACCUUCGAUUUGAACCUGAUAUGGUAGCAUACAGCCAAUGUGAAUAUCCAGGCCUUUCUUCCGCUUCCAUGGAAGCGAUUGAAGCUGCAAGGGUAGAUAGAAAACCAUGGACUGGAGAAUCGGCUCGUGUUUGGAGAAGACGAGGCAAGUGUCCCCUCACACCUAAUGAGACGGCCCUCAUACUUCAGGCACUUUCCAUUCCUACAAACACAAAUAUAUAUCUUGCAGCUGGAGAUGGCCUGAUGGAAAUUGAAGGGUUAACGUCUGUCUACACCAAUGUUUUUAUAAAGUCCGCGCUCCUUAGCGGUGAGGAUUUCACAAACAUGCAUGGAAACACAAAAGCUGCAUUGGAUUAUUAUGUAUCUAUCAACAGUGAUUCGUAUAUGGCAACAUAUUUUGGUAAUAUGGAUAAGAUGGUUUCUGCGAUGAGAGCUUAUAGAGGAAUGUAUAAAACCCUAUUCUUGAGCCGGAGAGACUUUGCCGAAUUCACCUUUCAGGGUUUAACGGGGAAUGAACUGAUGCUAGCCUUAUGGAAAGCUCACAAAGCUGAUUUUGUUCUGGGUAGAGGGUCUGCUUUGCCCGACUGCUUUUGUGAAUUCAAAUUGUGACAUGGGACUUGUUUGUCAUUUCCCAUGGUUUAAUUCUGUAUAAUGAAUUUUGUAUUGUAUGCCACAUUGUUUUUCAAUUUUUAUGUGUUUUUUUAGAAAGUUUUGAGACAUAUUUCACAUGUAAAGAACUUUUACAGACACUAUCAUUUCUACUUCAAUAUAUCUUGCUGAUGGACUCAUUCAUCUCA
Mercurialis annua (annual mercury) is the source of this 1637-nucleotide messenger RNA. RefSeq names its product O-fucosyltransferase 13. The transcript has 6 exons. NCBI's taxonomy places the organism in Eukaryota, Viridiplantae, Streptophyta, Magnoliopsida, Malpighiales, Euphorbiaceae. Gene Ontology annotation, cellular component: cytoplasm. The coding region runs from base 109 to 1449 and encodes 446 amino acids. The record is from RefSeq and is a predicted model, not a curated record.